Molecule: messenger RNA, 1413 nt
Organism: Saccharomyces cerevisiae S288C
Lineage: Eukaryota; Fungi; Ascomycota; Saccharomycetes; Saccharomycetales; Saccharomycetaceae
Gene: HOS1
Product: histone deacetylase
Exons: 1
Coding region: 1-1413 (470 amino acids)
Biological process (GO): regulation of DNA-templated transcription
Cellular component (GO): nucleus
Molecular function (GO): histone deacetylase activity, hydrolytic mechanism
Source: RefSeq, marked reviewed
AUGUCGAAAUUGGUCAUAUCAACGUCAAUAUUUCAGUCUCAAGUAGCAGAUUUACUCCCAUGUAACAAUCAUCAAAAAUCGCAGCUGACAUAUUCCCUAAUAAACGCGUACGAUCUUCUCCAGCACUUUGACGAAGUGCUAACAUUUCCCUACGCCAGAAAGGAUGAUCUGCUGGAGUUCCAUUCGAAAUCAUAUAUCGAUUAUUUGAUAAAUGGCAGAUUCAAUAAAAUGAUGGCACAAGAUGUAAAUAAUCCCAUGGUAGAGUCCAAAUGGAGUGAGUUGAGUGAAUUGGCCGAUAAUUGGAACGAAAAAAUCGACUACAAUCCAUCGCAAGAUCUUCAGAGAUUCACCACUAGAGAGAAUCUCUAUAAUUAUUAUCUGAAUCACUCACAAGCGCUCGAAAAUAAUAUGGACUGUAUUAAUAACAGUGAGGUGCCCACCAAUGAUAAACCAACAGAUACUUAUAUUUUAAAUUCUGAAACAAAACAGUAUAAUUUAGAGGGAGAUUGCCCGAUUUUUUCAUACCUUCCUAUGUACUGUCAAGUUAUUACAGGUGCGACUUUAAACUUGUUGGAUCAUCUAUCGCCUACAGAACGUCUUAUCGGUAUAAAUUGGGAUGGUGGAAGACAUCAUGCCUUUAAACAGAGGGCAAGCGGAUUCUGCUAUAUAAAUGACGUGGUACUGUUAAUACAGAGAUUGCGCAAAGCAAAGCUAAAUAAAAUCACGUACGUUGACUUCGACUUGCAUCAUGGUGACGGUGUAGAAAAGGCUUUCCAAUAUUCUAAACAAAUACAGACAAUUUCAGUACAUCUCUACGAGCCUGGUUUUUUUCCUGGAACUGGUUCUUUAAGUGAUUCAAGAAAGGAUAAGAACGUGGUUAAUAUUCCUUUAAAGCAUGGUUGUGAUGACAACUACUUGGAAUUGAUCGCAUCCAAAAUCGUCAAUCCUCUAAUAGAAAGACACGAACCUGAGGCCUUAAUAAUUGAAUGUGGUGGUGAUGGGCUUCUGGGUGAUAGAUUCAAUGAAUGGCAGCUAACAAUACGAGGGCUUUCUCGAAUCAUCAUAAAUAUCAUGAAAAGUUAUCCUCGAGCGCACAUAUUCCUACUUGGAGGGGGUGGGUACAACGAUUUACUAAUGAGUAGAUUUUAUACGUACUUGACUUGGUGUGUUACAAAGCAGUUUUCCAACUUAAGAUGUGGUGACAAUAAUUCGUUCCAAAUCGAUCCAUUUGAUGUCUGUGAUGGUGAUGAUUCUGAACAAUUUAUACGUGAACAUGAUCUUGUUGAAAUGUAUAAUGAAGAGAACUAUCAGUAUUGGAUAUAUGAGAUGGAAGGAAGUUCUCGAAUGAAAAUGUUAAGGAAUGACAAUAAGGAUAGAGAUAUGGUCGAACUUAUGAAGUUUUACGAACUGUAA